AUGAGACGCCUGGUGCUGGAUGACAGGCCCUGGAAGGCCACAGAGUCCUGGGCCCCUGGGGACAUACUCCCCUCUCCAGCCUCCAAGACACAGGCCCAGGGCUCAGAGCCAACCGCCAAGAGGGCUGGCCCACCUCCUAGGAGGGGCCGCAGGGCUCGCAGAAACAGAGCUAGAGGCAACAGGUGGGCCCCGAGGGGCCAGAGCACCGAGGGACGGGAGCAGCCGCCCACAUCUGCCAGGCGAGAGUCGGAGGCCUCCUCCAAGGGCAGCCUGAGCAUCGUGCUCGAGGAGCUGGACCAGGACGACCUGAGCGCGGACGAGGCGCUGAGCGCGCUGUCCACCACGCUGCACCAGGCCGCCAGGGAGCUCAGAACGAAGGAGUGGGCCCUGCAGGGCCGCACCCACGCACGAGAGGGGACCCACGAGUUCUUGGCCCUGGUGACGCGGCGGCAGAGCGAAGCCCGGAGCCGCGUCCCCGACUUAGUGGCCCUGCUUGCUGUGCGAGACGCGGGCGACGAGGAGCCCGUCGACGGCGAUGCUCCCGAAGGCGAGUCGCAGCCGAACGGGGAGCCGGGAGACGAGGAGCUGGACCACCCCGAGUUUGUGGCCAUUGUGGCCUCUACGGACCCGUCGGACCCCUCGGCCCGCGAGGAGCUGCUGAAGAUCGCUUCCGUGAUCGCGUCCCUGGGCUGGAGACCCCGCACAGACCCAACCGAUACCCUGGGCGAGGUCCUGUCCGUCCUGUGCCAGGACACUGGGGGAGCCCGCGUGCAGGUGCAGGAUGCCGGCCGCCGGGUGGACGGCCUGGUGCUGCGGAAGGCCACGGGCGGCGGGAGCCUGCGGGAGUGCGUGUGCGCCCUGGCCGCGCCCGACCCCCCGCCGCCGGGCAGGAGGGCGCCGUGAGGCCUCCUGGCGGGCUGGGCCGGGCGGGGCGGGGAGCUCGUGGCGCUGCUGGCCGCGCGGGACACGGCGGGGGUGACGCCGGAGGCCGGGGACAGCGGCCGGGAGGGCGGGCGGGGCGGGCGCGCCGGAGGCCAGCUGGGCGAGGUGCUGGAGCUGCUGGCUGCCGGGGAGGGCGCGGCGGCGGAGGCGGCGGCGAGCGGAGAGUCGGGACCCGAGCGCCGGGCGACCGGGAAGGCGCGGACCAAGCGGGCGCGCACAGCCUCCGGGACCCUGGGCGAGAUGGCGGCUGCCCCGGGCCCGUCGGGCUCCCGCAGACGCCAAUGGGGAGGCGGAGGCCGCGGCGGGCGGGCGGUCACUCCCGAGACGCGCGCGGGGGACCGGGCGGCGGCGCAAGGGAAAAAGAAGGGGCGCGCGGGCGCGGAGGCCCAGGUGCAGGCCGGCGAGGUCGGGGCUCAGCCGGCCCCCGGCUCCGAGUCAGCCCGCGGGAGGAAGGCUCAUCGCGGCGGGAGGCAGCUCCUCAAGUGCCGCUAG
Molecule: messenger RNA, 1434 nt
Organism: Neogale vison (American mink)
Lineage: Eukaryota; Metazoa; Chordata; Mammalia; Carnivora; Mustelidae
Gene: PNMA8B
Product: PNMA family member 8B
Source: RefSeq, a predicted model, not a curated record